Messenger RNA from Penicillium cinerascens, 549 nucleotides. RefSeq lists its product as uncharacterized. The transcript has 4 exons. Bases 1 to 549 code for a protein of 182 amino acids. Lineage: Eukaryota; Fungi; Ascomycota; Eurotiomycetes; Eurotiales; Aspergillaceae. The record is from RefSeq and is a predicted model, not a curated record.
AUGGAGGACAGUGACCCUUUGCUCCUGCCACUAGCUACCCACCUUGACUAUUGCGGUAAACAUAGCGACGAGUGGGAUAUAUAUUUGACCUACCUUAAGUCUCUAUCUCAAAAUUCGAACCCUCUCGCCGCAUCCAUCCAAAAUACAGUUCUACGUGGCCAGCAGAUUUGGGGCCAGGCAACCCUUACUGACCAUUGGCAUGACCUAUCGUAUUUUACUAGCGCAUUUCUAACUUUAUUUCCCCUCGGCAUUAGCGGCUAUCUGGACGAGCGUUUAUUCGACGUCUCUUUGUCUUCCUUUGCGGAGUGGGCAUUAAAGCACUAUAGCAGGAGGUUUGCGCGCUAUAGAAUCUUCAUGUAUCUGAUAUAUAACGUGCUUCUGAUUCGAAAAUCUUCCCUCGCGAAUAAAUUAUCAACAACCGCUGACGACAUUUCUUCUCUUACUAAGGAUCGACUUCGUAAUGCACUACAAGAUCUAGAGAUCCAUCAUGAAAUCAAAGACCUAGCAAUUUCCCGUCUGCUAUAUGUUAUGAAAGCAAUUGCUAUAUAG